AUGGAAAGCCAGAAUCUGGAUUUGGAGCAAGGCUCGCGCGCCUCAUCCUCAGCAGAGUUACCGGGAAAGGAAAAGCCAUCUAGUAUCGAUAUCAACAAUGCCGGAUCUUCCAACACAAUAGUAGAUGGGCACGACGAGCACGACCCAGUUGAGCCAGAGAAGAACGAACGACAAGCCAGUCAUGACCAGAAUCUCGUGAGCUGGGAAGGCCCCGAUGAUCCCGACGAUCCUAGGAACUGGCCAAAAAGGAAAAAAUGGGUGGCUGUGGUCACUGUAUCGGCGUACACCUUGAUAUCCUCCAUGUCGUCUUCGAUGGUGGCUCCCGCACUGCAGAAUAUUAGUCAAGACUUGGGCAUCACGAACGAUGUACUGACGCAGAUGACCCUUUCGAUAUUCGUUCUGGCUUUCGCCUUUGGGCCACUACUGCUGGGCCCUCUCUCAGAGGUCUUCGGACGAGUCCCAGUCCUGCAAUUGGCAAACAUGUUUUUCCUCGUUUGGAAUCUGGCCUGCGGAUUUGCGCAAAAUGCCGGAGAGUUGAUUGCAUUUCGCUUCCUCGCGGGCAUUGGUGGCUCGGCGCCUCUCGCUAUUGGUGCUGGUGUGCUAGGAGACUGCUUCACAGCUGAUCAGAGAGGUUUGGCGGUUUCCAUAUAUACCCUAGGUCCUCUCCUUGGACCUGCCAUCGGGCCUGUUGCCGGCGGUUUCAUUGCUGAGACCAUUAGCUGGCGGUGGGGUUUCUGGAUCGUCACCAUAGCCGACACCGUGCUUCAAGUACUCGGACUGUUCUUCCUACGAGAGACAUACCGACCUCUCCUCCUGGCACGUAAGCUGAGGAGACGAAAACAAGAGACAGUGAACAACGCACUUUACGCUGUGGAUGCCAACGGAAACGAUAAUCUCACCCAAAAGCUGACGACCGGCUUUGCCAGGCCAUUUCGACUCCUCUUUACCCAACCAAUUAUCAUUUGUCUGGCCUUAUUCCUGGCAUACAUCAACGGUCUGAUGUAUUUCAUAGUCUCCACCUUCACAGCUCUAUGGACAGAUCACUACGGGGAGACGACUGGCAUUGCUGGGCUUAAUUACAUCGCGAUGGCGAUAGGUCUGACCAUUGGCGCCCAAGGAACUGCUCGUCUCACAGAUCGUGUGUACCAUCGCCUUAAAGAGAAGAAUGGAGGAGUUGGCCUUCCAGAACACCGCGUCCUUCUUAUGAUUCCUGCUGCCAUUGGUGUUCCAAUUGGGCUGUUAUGGUAUGGCUGGUCGGCUCAAGCACACAUUUUCUGGAUUAUGCCGGAUAUUGGAGUCGCUAUCUACGCUGCAUCGACUAUCAUAGGUUCACGCACCAUACAAAGCUACGUGGUUGAUGCAUAUACACGAUAUGCUGCCAGCGCCAUGGCCGCCGUCAACACUCUACGCUUUCUCUGCGCAUUCAGCUUUCCAUUAUUCGCACCUUCUUUGUACAGCGGUGUCGGAUACGGAUGGACCAAUACAAUAUUGGCCUUAGUCGCCGUCGUCCUUGGCAUACCAGCACCAUGGAUCUUGUGGCAUUAUGGUGAACGACUUCGAAAGCGAUCUAAGUUUGCGGCAGGAGGGCGAUGA
Messenger RNA from Zasmidium cellare ATCC 36951, 1593 nucleotides. RefSeq lists its product as uncharacterized. Gene Ontology annotation, biological process: transmembrane transport. The coding region runs from base 1 to 1593 and encodes 530 amino acids. Lineage: Eukaryota; Fungi; Ascomycota; Dothideomycetes; Mycosphaerellales; Mycosphaerellaceae. The record is from RefSeq and is a predicted model, not a curated record. Gene Ontology annotation, molecular function: transmembrane transporter activity. The transcript has 8 exons.